This is a messenger RNA of Astyanax mexicanus (Mexican tetra), 1037 nucleotides long. RefSeq names its product golgin subfamily A member 6-like protein 6. The annotation marks the transcript as partial. Gene Ontology annotation, cellular component: type III intermediate filament. The transcript has a single exon. NCBI's taxonomy places the organism in Eukaryota, Metazoa, Chordata, Actinopteri, Characiformes, Acestrorhamphidae. The record is from RefSeq and is a predicted model, not a curated record.
UUUUACAUCCACUGUAUUUAUAGUAUGAUGUUUUUGUACUUUUCUUACUCGCAGUGUAGAAGAAAGGAAGGGAUUUCAUCACAAACAUGAUGGAGAACAUAAUGGAAGACCUGAGACAAAGACUGCAGGAGAAGAUCCAAGAGACAACGAUGCUGCAGCGAGAGGAGACUGAGAGCCUUAUGGAGAUCAUGAGGGAGGAACUAGAGCACAGAGAGGAUGAGAUUGAGCGAAAGAGGCAAAAAUUAGAAAAGAUGGAUGAAGAGAUCGUAAAAAUGAAGCAGGAACUGAUGGAAGGAGAUGAAAAGGUGGAGAAAACGAAAAGAAAGAUCGUGAAAAGGAACGGAGUGAUUGAGAGAAUGAGACAAGAACAAGAAGAGAAGGACGAACAAAUCAAAUCACUGAGACAGGAGACAGAAAUACAGAGACAGAAACUGGAAGAGAAAGAUGAACAGAUUAAUCAGUUGAAGAAAGAGAUAAACGACAUGACAGAGAGUAUGGGACGUGUCCUGAUAUGGAGGGAUGAAGAGAUGAAAAGACUGAGACGGGAGCUAAAUAUCAGCACAGUGAGUUUUAUACAAGACGUGGACCUAGAUUAUAGGACCAAGAUAAUGAAACAAGAACUAAAAGAGAAGAGUGAAGAGAUUGAAAGAGUGAGAGAAGAGCUGGAGGAGAAGAGUGAAGAGAUUGACAGAGUGAGAGAAGAGCUGGAGGAGAAGAGUGAAGAGAUUGAAAGAGUGAGAGAAGAGCUGGAGGAGAAGAGUGAAGAGAUUGACAGAGUGAGAGAAGAGCUGGAGGAGAAGGAAACACAAAUUGAGAGCCUGAGGCAGGAGCAAGAUUACAAGAUGGAGAGAAUGAGACGAGAACUGAAAGAAAAGGACGAAGAGAUGGAGAGUCUCAGACAGGAACUAAAUGACAAGAUUGAGAGAAAGAGGCAAAAACUGGAGGAGAAGGAUGGAGAGAUGGAGAGAAUGAGGAGGGAAGCAGAAUACAGUACAGAAAGAAUGAGACAAGAGAUGGAAGAAAAGGACGAAGAGAUG